ACAACCAUGCAGCCUCAUCCCAAUGGCCAGUGCAACCAGGAAACGGAAGGCUGCACUCUCAUUAGGGAAUUCUGCAGCUGGCUUGCGUGUAAAUAGUUCUAUUCCUUCACCAAAAGAGCCAUCUCUCCAAGCUGAGGACGAGGACGAGGAGGAAAAGAAAGAUCAGCAAAACGAUGCCAAUCUUUCCGGAGACGAUGAUGGCCAGACAGCAGACACCCCCAUCACUCCCUUUUCCCCAGGCCCGAAGAAGUUUCCAUCCGAAUUGAAAACUAUCAAAUGUACAUACGAAGGAUGUACCAAGACUUUCAACCGGCCAGCAAGACUGGCAUCCCAUCUGCGGUCACACACAAAUGAGAGGCCGUUCGUGUGCAGUUUUGAAGGCUGCGAUAAAUCUUACAUCGAAGAAAAGCAUCUGAAGCAACAUAUAAAGGGCUCCCACACUCAUGAACGAUCAUAUCAUUGCGAUUGGGAUGGAUGUACCAAGAGCUUUCUGACAGCAACACGACUUCGCAGACACAGGCAAGCUCAUGAGGGCCAUGAACGAUUCAGAUGUACCGCCUACCCGCCAUGCAACCAAACCUUCCGCAAACACCAGACCCUUCAGCGCCACAUCCGCUCAGAACAUCUGCAACUCGCACCGUUCCCAUGUACAUACAUUGAUCCUAUAACCCAGGAACCCUGCAAUGCAGGAUUCGAUGGUGCUGGUGGCCUACGGAAGCAUGAGGAUCGAGUCCAUGGCAUACUUCGUUUCUUCUGUCCCGAGUGUGUUAUCCCAGGUUCUCUUGCUCCAGAUGGAAGUGCUAUGAACGUCGGCUUCACUACGGAGGCACAACUGCAAGCCCACAUCAAGAAAGAACACGCAAAUUGCCCAUUCUGUGAGCGGAGAUGUGCCAGUCAACGAGAGCUUGAGAAGCAUAUCGAGACUCAGCAUUCAGGAACGACUCUCGCACAGCGUAAAAACAUUCCGUGUACGUAUCUUGGAUGUAACAAGACCUUCACCAAGAAAUCCAACCUCACUGUUCACAUUCGAACUGUACAUAACGGGGAGCGCUACAUCUGUGGUACUUUCGACGUCAGCAAAGUCCCUGAUCUGUCAUCCUGGACCGGUGGAGAUGCCUGCGGGAAAGAUUUCGUCUCAAAAGCCAACCUGGAGGACCAUGUCCGGACAGCCCAUCUAGGCCUCCCAAGCUUAAUAAACUCCAAGCGCAAGAAGUCUGUUUCUGUCUCGGAUGACGAAGACUUCAAUCCAGACGCGCCGCCAAAGAAGAGGGGGAGGAAAACAAAGCCAUCCGCCCUUGACGAUCUUAUCGGAGCUUCCUAUGCAGAGGAUGAGCGUAGAACCAUUCCUUGCACCGUGCCCGAUUGUCCCUAUAAAUUCAUGCGUGAAUAUGAUUUACAGGUCCACCUACGCUCCAAACAUUCUCUUCCAAACCCGAACCUAUCAACCGGGGAGGCCGUCCAAGGCUCUCUAGCUGAAUUCGGAUCGGGAGAACCACAACACGUGAACCAUCUUCAGCAAGACGGAAACGCAUUACAUGAUAUGUACGACGACCAAGCAUAUAAUAUCGACUGGGAUCUCCAGGGCCACGCCCUGGAGGACGGCCCCUUCUGGAUCGGUGCCGAUAACCACGGUGUCCCGGUUCAGGACCAGUGGAUGCAGGAUGAGAUGGAGAUGCGGCGAUUAGUUGACGAGGCAGACUAUGGGUUUUGGGAUAGUGGGAACGGAGGGGAACAAGACGUCUUGGGACCUUGAUGAUGAUUUUGUGAUUUGUCUGUUUAAGAAGGUCGACCAUGUUUACUAGUAGUCAUCCAUGUUUGGAAAAAAGAAGAGAGCAAGCAAGUGCUGCAUUUUGCUCGAGUCUGUAUACUAGCGGGAUACCCCUUGAAGCAAGAUAACUCGGAACUUCGUUUUAAAGACACAAUGCAAUGAGUCUGAUUAUGCAAGUAAGGGUG
Messenger RNA from Amorphotheca resinae ATCC 22711, 1953 nucleotides. RefSeq lists its product as hypothetical. Gene Ontology annotation, cellular component: nucleus. NCBI's taxonomy places the organism in Eukaryota, Fungi, Ascomycota, Leotiomycetes, Helotiales, Amorphothecaceae. Gene Ontology annotation, biological process: regulation of transcription by RNA polymerase II. The record is from RefSeq and is a predicted model, not a curated record. The transcript is spliced from 2 exons. The coding region runs from base 23 to 1753 and encodes 576 amino acids.